Molecule: messenger RNA, 3134 nt
Organism: Mobula hypostoma (lesser devil ray)
Lineage: Eukaryota; Metazoa; Chordata; Chondrichthyes; Myliobatiformes; Myliobatidae
Gene: limd1a
Product: LIM domains containing 1a
Exons: 9
Coding region: 491-2203 (570 amino acids)
Biological process (GO): cytoskeleton organization; positive regulation of miRNA-mediated gene silencing; negative regulation of hippo signaling
Cellular component (GO): P-body; nucleus; adherens junction
Molecular function (GO): transcription corepressor activity
Source: RefSeq, a predicted model, not a curated record
UCCCGCUCGGUGUCCGUCCGCCCCUCUCUGAACUAUUUGUCGAGUGCUACAUUCCUGCCUUGUCCCUCGGUGGGGGUCAGUUACUCUCUGGCCGUUGGUGUUAGAAGUUAUUUGCUGCUUUGGCCUGGCGAUCGCCGCUGUCUGUGGCAAGGCUUUUAACUUUCUGUUUCUAGAAAGAAAAUCAAACUUCGGGGAAGUUGCCUGAAAAGUUGGAGGCCGGCCGGCUUCCGCGUUGCGUGGCUGUUUGUGGGCGAUGGGAUGGUAAGAGUAGAGAGGCGCCCGGUGAUCGACAGGAGAGAGGAGAGCGGCGGGACGGCCGCCCCGCUGUGUGUGCAGAGGAAUCCGGGCACUUGUUAGGGUUUUGCACUGUUAGUUGCUUGUGAACCCUGAAUGAGAUUGUUAGCACAGUCUCCUACGGCACCGCACCAGGGGCGCUAGACAUACGUGGGCAGUGAGCUUGGCGGGGUGAAGGUGCAACCCGGACUGAAACAUGGAUAAGUACGAGGAUCUGGGGCUGGAGGCCAGCAAGUUUAUUGAGGACUUGAAUAUGUAUGAAGCGUCCAAGGAUGGGCUCUUCAGGGUUAACAAGGAGGCUUGCAAGCCCGAGUUCGAGGAGACCCGGCGGGUAUUCGCCUCCAAAAUGAACAGGAUCCACCUGCAGAGGCAACAGGAGAUGUUACUGAUGGGAAAUCCGCAGGGGGCUGCCGCCAGAGUCAACGGCGGCUUUGGCCCAAUGGCCGGUGAUCCCGAGAGUGCGCCCUCUGCUGGUAGAACCCGGCCUCAGAAUCGCCUCAGUGGGGAGCUUGGAGCCAAGCCUCCAGUGUCUGCCACACCAGUGUCCAACCUCCCUGGCCACCCGGGACAGCCGUUAUCCAACCGAUACUCUCAAGACCUGACCCUCAGGCCCAACCUUAACCAUGAGAGUUCUACCACUGAACACUCUGGGCCUGAACCCCAUGGCCCUCACUCGAGUGCCCCAAAUUAUUCCCAGUCAAGCCCCAGGUCAAGCUGUCACCAGGAGAGCGACUCGAGCUCCAGCCUGGUCAGUCCUCGGUCCAGUCUCUUGGAGACCCAUCAACUCUCCUCCGGUCCAAAAGAGGUAAUCCCGUUCCAGGUCAACCCUCACUCUGCCUCAGGUGCCGGUGAAUCCGGCAAGCACCGAGCACUACCCCAGCACAGUCAACGCAGCCCAUCCCUUUCGGCAAACCCUGGCCCGGACUGGUCCGAACUCAACCAUCGCGCCCCCGAGGUUGAUGCCCGGCCGUGUCGGGCUGGUCCCAGACCUGCUAGCGUACCUGGCAGUCUGGCCAUGGGCCUGCCCGAUAACACCUUUGCUCAGGCCCACCCUGGGGCUAUUUCCUGUCCUAGCUCCCUGGCCCCAGCGCAAACCCACCUCCCAGCCUCAACCCUGAACCACGAUCCAGAUUACAGUCCCCAGGACCCUGCCUCUAAGGUGCGCCUGCCCUGUCAGCCUCUCCUCACGCAGCAGGACCCAGGACUGUCAACAGCCGAAUUAAAAUUAGAAGCUCUCACUGAGCGUCUGGAGCAAGAAUUGGAUGCACACCCCAAGGCAGAGUAUUUUGGGACUUGCGUGAAGUGUAACAAAGCGGUGUACGGAGCACACCAGGCAUGCCAGGCCAUGGGCCACCUAUACCAUGACACCUGUUUCACCUGCAGUGCCUGCAGUAGAAGAUUGCGAGGCAAAGCUUUCUACUUUGUCAAUGGCAGGGUAUAUUGUGAGGAGGAUUUUCUGUACUCUGGUUUUCAACAGUCAGCCGACAAGUGUUUUGCUUGUGGCCACCUGAUAAUGGACAUGAUCCUCCAAGCCUUGGGCAAGUCUUAUCACCCUGGUUGUUUUCGCUGUGUCAUCUGCAAUGAGUGCCUAGAUGGAGUGCCAUUCACUGUCGAUACAGAGAACAAGAUUUACUGCAUCAAAGAUUACCAUAAAGUAUUGGCUCCAAAGUGUGCAGCAUGUGGCCAGGCUAUUCUUCCUGCAGAGGGAUCUGAUGAAACAAUUCGUGUUGUGUCCAUGGAUAAAGAUUAUCAUGUGGAAUGCUAUCGAUGUGAGGACUGUGGCAUGGAGCUGAAUGAUGAGGAGGAUCACCGUUGUUAUCCAUUGAAUGGACAUUUACUAUGUCACACCUGCCACCUAAAACAUAUUGACAGUGAGACACCAGGCUCUAUCUACCAGCCUAAAUACUAAUGAGCGGCUUUUGCAAGACCAUUUGGAUUGGUUCAACGCUGCAGCACUUCAUCAGUGCUGAGAGAACAAAGGCAGUCCAAGCAAACUUUAUGCGCGACUUCCUGUGGGUUUCAGAGACUUGGGAUAUGUCCGCCUUUGGAUACGUAAUGCUUUUCUGAGUGAUCAGGAAAGGGUUAUCCAUUAUGGAACGCUGCUUUACUUACAUGUGAUAUUGCAGGCAAACAUUUGUAGCAUCAGAUUUAAAUUCAAUUAAAUUCACAAGGAAUAUUGCAAAAGGUUAUCGAUUUUAGUGAUUGCACACAUCGAAUUUGUUGUACUGCUCAUUUCCCAAGAGAAUCUGUGGAGAAUGAUCAGGUGCAAGAUUGUCAUGACAACCUUGAAGUAAUUACAAUAGAAUAUUUCCAAAAUUGUGUUCAUCUUUGCUGUUUUCUGCUCUGAAUUGAGCUUUAUUGAACAAUCUCAUGAUUAACUAUGGUUGCUAUCACACCAAGUAUCUUGAUUUGAACAAUAUCCUUUUCCACACUUUCCAGUUAUUCUACGGUCUUGACAACAAACUGUUAAAAUCUGACUCCCUUGUGUCAUAUAACUUUCCCUGAAUAUUUCUCUGGAUUUUCUGCAGUCGUGAUUUUGGGCUCUGUAAUGUUAGAUGCUCACUGUAACUAAUAUUUUUAAGAAAUAAUUCUUUUACAAAGGCUCCUAGAAUAUUGGGAUGAAUUUAGAAAGGUGCUUAAUUUGUACAUUUAUAUAGUUCUGAGGUUUUAUACAAUCUGCAUGUAUUUUAAUGGUCAAUAAUUUAAACAGCCAAAAACCUAGAGUGAAAAAUUUGAGAACAAUGUAAAUUGCAGUUCCAUAAGAUUGUCUGAAAUGUGCUUUCAUUCUAUCUACACAUUACAAUCAGCUGUCUUUUUAAAAAAAAAAUAAACAGGUGGCC